CAAUCUUCAUGGGAAUCGUAGCCCAGCUCCCUAAUCCAACAGAUGGCGCUGCUGAUUGAUGAGGAGAGAAAGCAGGGAACACGAAGUGAGUGGGACAGACAAAUGGACUCUAUUCCCCACAGCACAAGCGCAGUGGAUGGCUCUGACUUAACCCGGCAGCUACCACUACGGGAAGGUAGGUGGAACUCUAGAGAAAAAGGAAGUUGUCAAGGAGACGGGAGCACUGGAGCUAUUGUUCCCGCGAGAUUUCAGACUGCGCCUAUUAAGUGCUUCUGGAGAAGGCGAGGAGGGGACCUAGAGGAAGAGACGCUGCCAGAAUCCGAUGGCAGGAGCCGGGGCGACCGUACUGCUGCGGGAGGAAAACGGCUGCUGCAGCCGACGCCAGAGCAGCUCCAGCGCGGGGGAUUCUGACGGGGAGCGCGAAGACUCGGCGGCAGCGGCUCGUGCACGCAGGCGCUUGGAGGGCCUGCUCAACAAGAACAUGCGCAUUCGCAUGACAGACGGGCGCACCCUAGUGGGCUGCUUCCUGUGCACUGAUCGCGACUGCAAUGUCAUCCUGGGCUCCGCGCAGGAGUUCCUCAAACCCACGGGUCAGAUCGCGUGCCCGUGCCCCCGCUCCUGGGUUUCCCCCGGCAGUCCAUAAAUGUGUCCCUGAUAUAUCUCGGGACUUAUUCCAACCCUCUCUCCCUUCCCGUCUUCUUGCUCGAACCCCAGGCAUUUCCUUUCUAGAAGAGCUGAUGCAACCUGGGUGGAGGGGGCAGCGCCCUAAAUUCCAAGAUCUGAGUUCUAUCCUUGUGUCACCCGUAGGCUGACUUAAGGAAAGAACGUCACUUUUUUAAACCUCAGUUUUCCUAUCUCCAGAAACGGAGAUAAUUGGGGGGGGGGGGAGUGUUUGGAGAAAUGUUGGCUGUGACUGUUAAUAUGGGGUAGGUUUUAACUAUUACAAAAGAAGAUAGGUGAUGUGUAAGGUUAUACUAAGUCUGUAGUGGUCUACUGAUUACCAGCAUCCCCCCUAGACCAUCCUCAAAUCCAUGAUAUUCCCCUUAUUCCCCCUACUUUCUCUUUCAGAUUCCUUCUCAGCUGGGGAGCCCCGUGUUCUGGGCCUGGCCAUGGUUCCCGGGCACCACAUCGUUUCUGUUGAAGUCCAAAGGGAGAGCCUGACCUGCCCACCUUACCUGUGACUCCUAAUCCUCAGCAGCAACCAGGGCAGGCAGAAUGGGAAGCUGUGAUUAUCUGUUUUGCAUUCAUCUUCCCUCAUUCAUCUUGUGAUUAAAGCCUGUGAUCUGUU
Monodelphis domestica (gray short-tailed opossum) is the source of this 1288-nucleotide messenger RNA. The record is from RefSeq and is a predicted model, not a curated record. Lineage: Eukaryota; Metazoa; Chordata; Mammalia; Didelphimorphia; Didelphidae.